UUCCCAUCACACCCUUUCCUUUCUUUACUUCGAUAACUGACUCUUAUUUUUUCCCAAUUUCUCAAAAAAACCCCAAAGCUUUAGGGUUUCUUCUUCUCCUCCAUCUCCAAGCCCCUGACUUUGCCUCUUUGCCAUUUGGAAUGGUGCGGGGAAAGCUGAUCUUGAUUUGCCAGCAUGGCGGUGAAUUUGUGCCGAAGGAUGAUGGAUCCUUGUCAUAUUCUGGAGGAGAGGCACAUGCCUUAGAUAUCAGUCCUGAGACAGCAUUUGACGAUCUCAAGCACAAAUUAGCCGAAAAAAGUAACUUGGAAUAUAAAUCUUUGACUAUGAAGUAUUUUCUCCCUGGAAACAGGAGAACUCUAAUUACUCUGUCCAAUGACAAAGAUCUAAAAAGGAUGUAUGAUUUUCAUGAGGACUCGGUGACUGCAGAUAUUUUCCUUACAGGGACAAAAGGCUUUGUUCCUGCGAAUCUUGGUGCGCAAGCUAAGAGGAAAAUUCGUGCAAAAAAAGGUGCCGCCUCUGCUGCGGGUCCUGCUACUUCCAAAGUUGCUCGCUCUGCUGUUGGCCUGAAGGAUGUUACUGUUGGUAUAGCAACCCCUUCUGAUUCUGUCGCAGUGUCAAUGCAACACUCCGAAGCCCCACUAAAGCAGCUAAACGUACUGCUGGCCGUAACAUUGUUGAUGGUCUUUUUGAGGUCAGCGUGGCUGAUGCAACUGACACAGAUACAAUUGAUAUGAGUGCUUCUCCUGCUGAUACCGUCAAGAAACGAAGGCGCACUGCAUCCUGGAGAAGUGGUGCAAAUGGUCUUAACAUUGUGAGCGUUGACGAUGAUCUUGAGGAGACCAGAAAAUAUACAUCCCGGAAAAAGGCUGCCAGGAAACACAAUACUGUUGCAGUAGCUGAUAACAUGAGCCUGGCUCCUGCUCCUCCCAGUGAUGCUUCACCGGAUGAACUGGUUGAAUUUUGGAAAAAUGGUAUUACUGGUGAAGGCCAGGACUUCGGAAGUGUGGCGGAAUUCCGUGAUGCUCUACAGAAAUAUGCCAUUGCACAUCGAUUUGGUUAUAGGCUAAGAAAAAAUGACACUAAUCGUGCUUAUGCCGUAUGUGCAGUAGAAGGCUGUCCUUGGAAGCUUCAUGCAUCUUGGGUCCCGUCCGACGGUGUGUUUAGGGUUAAAAGGAUGGACGCAGCACAUACUUGUGAUGGUGAAUCUCGAAAGACUGGUACUCCAGCUAAAAAAAAUUGGUUGGUGAAUAUUAUCAAGGAUAGGUUAAGAGAUAGCCCACACCACAAACCAAAAGAAAUUGCCAAAGACAUUCUUCGUGAUUUUGGGCUUGAACUGAACUAUGCGCAAGUAUGGCGUGGAGUUGAAGAUGCUCGGCAGCAACUUCAGGGUUCAUACAAAGAGGCAUAUGGUCAGUUGCCUUGGUACUGUCAGAAGAUAGAGGAGGCAAAUCCUGGUAGUUUUACUCAGCUUCUCAUUGGAGAUGAUAGACGAUUUCAGCGUCUUUUUAUAUCCUUUCAUGCUACAGUUUAUGGUUUCCAAAGUGGUUGUCGUCCACUGCUUUUCCUAGAGGCCAUCCCAUUGAAAUCAAAAUACCAUGAAACUCUGCUCACGGCCACUGGACUGGAUGGUGAUGAUGGGAUUUUCCCUGUUGCAUUUGCUGUUGUAGACAUUGAAAAUGAAGACAGUUGGCAUUGGUUUUUGCAGCAGUUGAGAUCUCAAGUGUCAACUUCUCGUCCUCUAACCUUUGUCUCUGAUAGAGAUAAAGGAUUAAUGAAGCAUGUGCUUGAAACAUUUGAGAAUGCUCACCAUGGUUACUCGUUAUACUACUUGAUGGACAGCUUCAUUCAAAACUUGAAGGGACCAUUCCAUGGAGAAGGGAGAGCUUCAUUGCCUGGAUGUUUCUUGGCUGCGGCAAAAGCAGCCCGACUUGGUGGUUUUAGGAUGUACACCGAGCAAAUUAAACGAGUUUCUUCAAGUGCUUAUGAUUGGAUCAUGCAAAAUGAGCCUGAAUACUGGGCGAAUACAUUUUUCAAGGGUGAGCUUUAUAAUCACAUAACACUCAACAUUGCAGAGUCAUAUGCUAACUGGUUAGAGGAAGCACGAGAACGACCCAUCAUGCAAAAGAUAGAAGUACUAAGAUGUAAAAUCAUGGAAUUAAUGGAAAGUCGUCGAAUGGAAUCUAGUAACUGGACUACGAAACUUACACCAUCGAAGCAGGAAAUGUUACAAGAAGAAUUUGCAAAAGCACGUGGUCUGAAAGUAUUAUUCUCAUCCGACACCCUAUUUGAAGUUCAUGAUAAUUCCAUUAAUGUUGUGGAUAUUGUUAAACAACACUGCAGUUGUGCUAUGUGGAAACCAACUGGGCUACCUUGCCAUCAUGCGAUUGCUGUCUUUAACUACACAGGUAGGAAUGUGUAUGAUUAUUGUUCAAGGUACUUCACGGCAGAUAGUUUCCGAUUGACAUAUUCUGGUAGCAUAAGUCCUGCUUCAGCCAUUGCUUACCCUGGUGGAGAUGAAGAUCAUGAAGAAGAUGAUGAUGAGCAGAUAAUGCCUCCAAUCGCACAACCAUUAGGCCAACAGCAGAAGAAAUUUAAACGGAACAAAGGCCAGGGAAUUAUAAGAAGAUCUGUUUGUUGCACUCGGUGCAAAGGAGUCGGGCAUAAUAAGGUUUCAUGCAAGGCAAUCUUAUAGGGAGAGAAUUUACCUUUAUGUAUGUAUGUAUAACGGUGUACAGACAGCUUUCAUGGUUGCUUUAGGUAAUUUCCAACUACUUUGAAUAACAAUCUCCAUGGACUAACCACAUUAGCAUGCCAUGAAUAGUUGUCUUCUUUUAAGUUGCAUUUAUGUAUUAGGCUAAAGUACUUGGAAUUUGUUGAAAUUGGGUAGGUUGAAUUGUGUUUGGAUCGAGUCAUUCAGGUCUUUUCUGUUUAAUAUAUUUUUCGUGUUUAGUAUUUGGAUUA
Hibiscus syriacus is the source of this 2961-nucleotide messenger RNA. RefSeq lists its product as uncharacterized. Gene Ontology annotation, molecular function: zinc ion binding. The record is from RefSeq and is a predicted model, not a curated record. Lineage: Eukaryota; Viridiplantae; Streptophyta; Magnoliopsida; Malvales; Malvaceae. Bases 731 to 2692 code for a protein of 653 amino acids. The transcript is spliced from 3 exons.